Seminavis robusta is the source of this 813-nucleotide messenger RNA. NCBI's taxonomy places the organism in Eukaryota, Bacillariophyta, Bacillariophyceae, Naviculales, Naviculaceae. The record is from the annotation of a GenBank genome assembly.
AUGGCCACUAUCGUAUUCUCUCUUUACGCACCCGUAUACACAGGCAACCAUCAUGAUUACCUCCACUAUGACAUGCACGAAUGUUCCUGGAAUACCACACAAUGUCAGCACCAACAAAUACAAACACUCAUCUUGCCUCCAAUUCUUGCAUCUGGUUCUGGAACUGGAACCAUGCCACCCGAAGUCGCUCUACUCACAAGUCUACAAGCCAUACAAUUCCAAUCAUCGCAAGGAGACACUACCAGUACUACUGGUGCUGGUACCAGUACCACCAUAUUGUGCAAUCUGAUUCCCCACUCACUCGCCAUGAGGAAUCUGCCAAAUUUACAAACUCUUCGACUGUCACUCCAAGAAGACAGUAGUAAUCCACAAUCAUCCAGAAUAUCGGGGACACUCCCCAUUCACCAAAUGCUUCCGGCGUGGCACACGCUGCAAUCCAUCCAACUGCCAAACAAUGACCUGCAAGGCGAUAUUCCAACCACGGUCGGCCUCUUGAACCAUCUCGUCUCGCUGAAUCUAAAGGACAACCACAUGGCAGGCACCAUUCCCAGUGAACUCGGAUUGCUCCGUCACUUGGAAUCGCUCGAUCUCCGGUCCAAUCACUUGGUUGGAACCGUCCCAACUUCCCUGGGGCUAUUGACCCGUCUCACCAAACUCCAUCUCGGCGGGAAUACUGGACUCGUAGCAAUGACGACAAAGACGAUGACAGACACUUUCCCUAGAGAGAUUUGUGAUUUGCCACUCUUGGAGGAAAUGGACUGUCUCGCGGGAGUUUGUCCCUGUCCAGGGACCAAGAUACGCUGUACAUGCUAG